Labrus bergylta (ballan wrasse) is the source of this 2279-nucleotide messenger RNA. The record is from RefSeq and is a predicted model, not a curated record. Lineage: Eukaryota; Metazoa; Chordata; Actinopteri; Labriformes; Labridae.
CUUGAGUCCACCACUCGCAGUCCUGUCUUCUCCCACCUGUCAUCGUCUCUUCAGGGUCUGUGGACGAUCCGGGCCUUUGGAGCAGAGGAGAGGUUCCAGAAAACAUUCGACGCCCAACAGGACCUUCAUUCAGGGGCCUGGUUCCUCUUCCUGACCACCUCCCGAUGGUUCGCCCUCCGCCUCGAUGGCAUGUGCUCCAUUUUCGUCACCAUCACCACCUUUGGCUGCAUACUGCUAAGAGACCAGCUGGACGCCGGCUCCGUGGGUUUGGCCCUGACUUACUCCGUCACCCUGAUGGGAAUGUUCCAGUGGGGCGUCAGGCAGAGUGCUGAGGUGGAGAACAUGAUGACAUCAGUGGAGAGAGUCGUGGAGUACACUGAAUUAGAGAGUGAAGCACCAUGGGAAACCCAGAAGCGUCCUCCUCCCGACUGGCCCGGCAAAGGCCUGGUGACCUUCGACCAAGUCAGCUUCUCAUACAGCGAGGACGGACCGCUGGUGCUCAAGAACCUGAAAGCAAUGUUCCGACCCCAAGAGAAGGUGGGGAUAGUAGGUAGGACGGGCGCAGGGAAAAGCUCCCUGGUGUCUGCUCUGUUCCGCCUGGCAGAGCCUCAGGGGAAGAUCUACAUCGAUGGUCUUUUAACCUCUGAGAUCGGCCUCCACGACCUGCGCCAGAAGAUGUCCAUAAUCCCUCAGGACCCUGUGCUGUUCACGGGUUCCAUGAGGAAGAACUUGGACCCCUUUAACUACCACUCAGAUGAAGAACUGUGGAACGCUCUGAAAGAGGUGCAGCUGAAGUCUGUGGUGGAGGAGCUCCCCGGUAAGCUGGAGACGGUUCUGGCAGAAUCUGGCUCCAACUUUAGUGUGGGCCAGAGACAACUGGUGUGUCUGGCCAGAGCCGUCCUGAGGAAGAACCGCAUCCUCAUCAUCGACGAGGCCACGGCCAAUGUGGACCCCAGGACGGAUGAACUGAUCCAGAAAACCAUACGGGACAAAUUCAGAGAAUGUACUGUGCUGACAAUCGCUCAUCGCCUCAACACCAUCAUAGACAGCGACAGGAUACUGGUUCUGGAUGCAGGGAGAAUUCAUGCCUAUGACGAGCCUUACACCCUGCUUCAAGAACCAGAAGGAAUCUUUUAUAAAAUGGUGCAGCAGACUGGCAAGCAGGAGGCAGCAGCUCUACUUGAAUUAGCUAAACAGGCUUACAACAGCAGAAGCCGUCCCAUCAUUUCAAAUGGACAUGCAGAAACGGCUGAUGGUAGUUUAGUAAUCUUUGAGACAGCUCUGUGAGCUCAGAGAAGUGCUGACUGGCUGCUUUGCCAGAAGUCCUCAGAAAAAGUGCCUGGGCUCAAACUGUGCUGCCCCACCCCCCCCCACACACACACACACCGGGUCUGGAAAAACAAAGGCCUCAUCCACGUCAGCUGGCGAGGAGGCUGAGGAGCUGCAGAGGCACCGGCCUAAAUGUGGCCUUACAUGGCUUAGCCAAAACCAUGCACACUAAGCUGAUGUUUCCUUGGAGUAUGGAAAUCACUUCUGUAAAAACUGUUGUCAUAAAUCACUAUUUAUUUUCUCUGCUUCGUGUACCUUUUACGUUAACAAAUUGCUGCUCUGUGUACCGAUGCCUUGAAAAAUGCUUUAAACGGCCGCAUAAUCCUUAAAAAAACUGUAAGUGCCUUCUAUCAGGUUUGCAGCAGAUUGUACUGAUGUGAUAAUUAAGCAAUGACGGAGCUCGUUCCUAUCCAAAGUUGUCUUUGUGUUUGUAUGAUAAGGUAGCAUUAUUGCACAGGAGUAAUAACCAAAUCUAACUAAUGACAGCAGCAGAAGUUUCUACAAUCUCGUUAAAGAUCUGUUUUUGUACGUUUGCGUAAAAGUUGACUGAUAAAGUUCUGAUUUGAAAUUAAACUAUUUUUAUUUGUAAAGUUUUCGUUUUAUACCGCUCCUCUUCACUGUUGUUUUUACAGAGAGCCAGAUCAGGUGGCAAAGUGAACACAGCUGCUACAACUGUUCUUUUAAUGACCUUUAUUGUUUGACAAUUGUAUUACAACUAUCUAGGUGUUAAUACUCUGUUUUGUUGAAUGCUUUCUGUAUGUGUAUAAACACAUACAACACUCACUGCAUUUUGUGUCUUAAUCUGAUCAAAUGUGCACAAUGGAGAAGUCUUUUUACCUUGGUGACACUGUACGACACAUUCACUAGAACCUUCAAGUGUUAUUUGUAGAGGCUGCAUGACAACACUGGCAUAUUCAUGUGUCCAUUAAAUAAAGUUUUCUGAAUUUUGA